Messenger RNA from Tricharina praecox, 1134 nucleotides. RefSeq lists its product as uncharacterized. NCBI's taxonomy places the organism in Eukaryota, Fungi, Ascomycota, Pezizomycetes, Pezizales, Pyronemataceae. Bases 1 to 1134 code for a protein of 377 amino acids. The transcript has a single exon. The record is from RefSeq and is a predicted model, not a curated record. Gene Ontology annotation, molecular function: 4-hydroxy-tetrahydrodipicolinate synthase activity.
AUGCCUCCCCACACCAACGAGUCCGAUAUGUCGCUCAGCGGGCUGUCGAUCCACGAGUCCGACGAUGCCAAUGGCACCUCCCGUUAUGCCAACUCGCAGUACGUGGGUGGAUUCGGCACGCCUUCGCGGCCACUGGUGCCGGGCACGUAUGCACCGACACCGGCAUUCUUCGACCCCGCCACCGACGACCUCGACAUCGAGGUGAUCAGGAAGCACGCUGUGCGGCUGGCGGAAGCUGGGCUGCAGGGCAUCGUCACGCAGGGCUCGAACGGCGAAGCCGUGCACCUGAGCCACUCUGAGCGCCGCCUGGUCACGGCGGCGACACGCGAGGCGCUGGACAGCGCCGGCCACACGCACAUCCCGGUGAUCGUUGGGUGCGGCGCACAGUCCACCCGCGAGACCAUCGAGCUUUGCCACGACGCGAUGCUCUCGGGCGGCGACUACGCCAUGAUCCUGCCGCCGUGCUAUUACCGGCCGCUGUACACGGGGGAGUCGCAGCUCGACUUCUUCCGCGACGUGGCCAAUGAAUCGCCCAUCCCGAUCCUGAUCUACAACUUCCCCGGCGCCGUCGGCGGCAUCGACCUGGACUCGGACGUGGUCACGCAGCUCUCGCGCCACCCCAACAUCGUCGGCUGCAAGCUGACGUGUGGCAACACGGGCAAGCUCGCGCGCGUCGCCGCCGCCGCCCCCGCCGGAUUCAUGACCAUGGGCGGCUCGGCCGACUUCACGCUGCAGACGCUCGUGGUCGGCGGCAAGGGCAUCAUCGGCGGGCUGGCGAACAUCGCGCCGCUGGCGUGCGCGGCCCUGUUCACCCUGUACACCACGGGCCGCAAGGACACGGCGGAGAAGAUGCAGGCGGUGAUCGCGCGCGGCGACUGGGUCGCCAUCAAGGGCGGCGUCGUCUCGACCAAGAGCUGUCUCAACUCGUACUUUGGCUACGGCGGGUUCGGCCGCAAGCCCCUGCCGCGCCCCACCGAGAAGCAGGUCGAUGACGUCAAGGCGGAGUUCGAGGAGCUGCUGCUGCUCGAGGAGUUCCUGCUCGCUGGCAAGAGGGAGCAGGACGUCCACUCCGCUAGGGGCAAGGAUUUCCCGCAGCUCUUGGAACUCGAGCGCAUGCUCGUCGCAGACGUCUAG